GUAGUACAUUAGCAGUUAAAUUAGUACGGCAUACUUUACAAAGUCAUUUAAAAAAUAAAAAUGUUCAAAUUUAUUGAGUUUUUAAUUUUACUAAUAAUGGGAUUACUCGUUGCUGGGCAAGACACACCAGACACAACAGUGACUACACCGGUGCUACCCAUUCAACUACAACAGUGCUCAGGGGAAAGGCAGAUAUGUGGCGGUUAUAUCGGUUUUGAAUGCUGUACGGGACAGGGAUUAACGUGUAUUACGAACGCUGUUGGAGUGAAUGCCAGGAAUACCCUGGGAUUCUGUAUGACAAUGGGACCCCUCGGUCAGUGCGGCGCUGAAAAUAGCAUAUGCGGUGAUGUGGUCCGUACUAAUUGCUGUAAUGGGCUCAAGUGCCGCAAUUUUGACCAAGCUAACUUUGGAAAAUGCAUUAAUGAGACAGCUACUUUGGGUGCCAAUAGGAGACCUACAUUGCAUGUCGCUCCGAAAACUGCCUGGCCCACUAUAACCCAAUUAAAUUAA
Messenger RNA from Oppiella nova, 510 nucleotides. The record is from the annotation of a GenBank genome assembly. NCBI's taxonomy places the organism in Eukaryota, Metazoa, Arthropoda, Arachnida, Sarcoptiformes, Oppiidae.